This is a messenger RNA of Hylaeus volcanicus, 6767 nucleotides long. Its product is annotated as octopamine receptor beta-3R-like. Gene Ontology annotation, cellular component: membrane. The record is from RefSeq and is a predicted model, not a curated record. Bases 1030 to 2235 code for a protein of 401 amino acids. Gene Ontology annotation, biological process: adenylate cyclase-activating adrenergic receptor signaling pathway. The transcript has 6 exons. NCBI's taxonomy places the organism in Eukaryota, Metazoa, Arthropoda, Insecta, Hymenoptera, Colletidae. Gene Ontology annotation, molecular function: octopamine receptor activity.
GAUGACCCUGUGCGGCUGCCGGACCCCUGUGCCUUGCGAGGAAACGGACACUCGAUUUCGGGGGUGGUUCCUCGAGUUUGCCAACCUGGUUCCCGGGGGUGAACGCGCACCGAGUUCUUGGCCCACGCACGACGCCGCGAAGAGCAAAGAGGAUCUUCAGCGUUUCCUGUUCGAACUGUCAGUUGGACGGCGUCCCUGGGGAUUACCUUGCCUCCCGGUUUUACAUAUUGCCGCAUCCCGAAAAUGUAUGCGGCCUGCAAAACCGAUGCAAUUGCCGGCGCGCAACGCUAGCGCCUUUAAUCUCUUCGCUCGUCGCUAUGCGCCUGGAAUCUUGUAAUUAAUAUUUCCCCGGGCUGCGUCGAACGAGGAGCAAGUGGGAUUAAGCUAAUACCUUCGAUAGGUUUUGUUCGAAUCGAUAAACACCGGCGCUGGGAUAAUACGAAUUCGGUGACGUCGCAGAGGAGAGACUCUAGUUUUUCUACAGUGAACGAUGAACGUUGAACUCUCGCGAAAGAGAGGUGUAAGUGAUACAAACAGGAUAUUCGUCGUCGACUUCGAGAGCAAGCUUUGCUUUGAGUCACGUUCACAUCUCGGCUUCAUCAAUGGGCGUUUCGCAGAUAUCGACCAUCGUCACGACGGUGCAGGCAUCGAUCCUCGAUCAUGUUGACAAGUGCAUCGGAACUAACUUUCAAAGAAGGCCUCACUUGAGGGCCCGAGAUGACCACUUUCUGUCCAUGAAAAAGUACCUCGGAUAUUGCUGAAGACCUCGUCACGGAUCAGAGUAUAGGAAGCCAUAAGUACGAGGCAUAGGGAGCCAUAGGAAGCUAAUCAAGACUUUAGAAAAAGGAGGACGAAGUCUACGAAAGGUGUCCAGCGGGAUACCAUCGAGUCGGUGAAAAGAUUCAGGGCUUCUAUCACCCUCUAAACGUACCAUUAGAGGUGAAUGCCAACCAUGAUCACCGUGGUCAAGGGUACCCCGCAGUCAUGACAGAGUAAACCAUUCGAGGAUCAUCCGAGACCUCGUCCACCAUGUUGAACGUAAUGGCGGCGGUGACGACGAGCCUGCCCAACCGAGUGGACCCAACUCCGACUACCUCGAGCAACACCAGCAGCCCCUCCAGCACAGCCGCCAACAACGUGACGUCUGUGCCGGUGGAGAAUCCCACGGUCGAGAACCUUCCUGAGAACGUGAACGUGUUCGUGGUGGUGAUCAAGGGCAUAAUCAUGGGUAGCAUAAUCACGACGGCAAUGCUAGGAAACGCGUUGGUGAUCGCCAGCGUCAGGAGACACAGAAGGCUACGGGUGGUGACGAACUGUUACGUAGUCAGUCUGGCGGCCGCUGAUCUGCUAGUGGCUAUGUGCGCGAUGACGUUCAACGCGUCAGCCGAAUUGUCUGGGGGCAAGUGGUUGUUCGGACGGUUCAUGUGCGACGUCUGGAACUCCCUUGACGUAUAUUUCUCCACAGCCUCUAUCCUUCAUCUGUGCUGCAUCAGCGUGGACAGGUACUACGCCAUCGUCAGCCCUCUGGAGUAUACCGUCAUCAUGAGACAGGGCACCGUCGGCUGCAUGCUGGGCAGCGCAUGGACUCUGCCGGCUUUCAUCAGCUUCAUACCGAUAUUCAUGGGCUGGUACACCACGCAAGAACACUUGGAGUACAUGGUCAAGAAUCCGGAGGUUUGCUCGUUUGUGGUGAACCGACCGUACGCGGUGAUCAGCUCCUGCGUGUCCUUCUGGAUCCCCGGCCUGGUGAUGAUAGUGAUGUACUAUAAGAUCUACAAGGAGGCCGUCAGGCAAAGGAAGGCGCUCAGCAGGACGUCCAGUAAUAUAGUUCUGAAUAGUGUCCACCAUCACAGGUCGUCAACCAGGCAACACCAUCACCAGCAGAUGCUACUCCAAGCGGCGGCUGAGACUGGUACAUCGAUACGACAGCAAACGAAAAGCUGGAGGGCCGAGCACAAAGCUGCGAGGACGCUCGGAAUAAUAAUGGGCGCGUUUCUCCUCUGUUGGCUGCCAUUUUUCCUUUGGUAUCUGACAACGUCCCUCUGCGGCGAAGCCUGCUACUGUCCAGACACGGUGGUGUCCGUCCUCUUCUGGAUAGGCUACUUCAACAGCGCCCUGAACCCUCUGAUCUACGCGUACUUCAACCGCGAUUUCCGCGAGGCGUUCAAGGACACCCUGAAGAGCGCCCUCCCCUGCUGCGCGAGCUGCUGGAAGACGCCGUCGCAGUUCGUCUAGCGAGAGAAGCCCCCGUGAACAGUCGCACCGAACACGCCAUAGCUUGAGCGAAUUUGUUAUCGACUCGUCGACCGAACAUUUAUCCGCCUUCUUGGACCGGGAGAACGCAUCGAGUCUGCAUGUUCCCUCUUGAAUCGUGCGUCGUCGUCGAGUUCGGUCGAAAGGAAACUUCGACUUCGAGUUUCUUUACACUCGGCGUGAAGAAUAUCGAGCGGGUUCCUCUUCUGGUUUCUUAAGCGAUCUAAACGCUUUAGAUCGCGACUUUUCCCACCGGUAGUCGUUCCAGGAUAAAAAAAAAGAACCGAAAGUGUGGGAGAAGUGGUGGAGGACCCUGCUCGAUGACCUUGGGCGGCCAAUUAAGUUUGACGCGACUCGAUGAACCUUUUCGGCGCGACGACAAUGUAGCGUGCUUCGUUAGCGAACGGAGUUGAUUCGAGUAAACUUAAUUUGCCGUUAGGGGGAAAUGCAGAGGCAGUCGGUGAGGGAUCUUUUCGUUAAUCGUUCGGCAAAAUAUGGUAGAUGAAUACUAUAGAACAGUUGAACGACGCCUGAUUCCCAAGAUGUAAUGGAGUUAACUGCAUAAAGGAGGUGAAGAUUGCGAAAAGGAUUGCGUACUCGACGAUGUGGUAAGGUUCGUUUCAUAAGUAUUCUUACGCAAGGGCAUUUGAUACUUUGUCAGGAUCGCUGGGUAAACGAUCGGGAAUGAAAUGCAAUAAAGAAUGGAUAAGUGCAUGAAAAGCGAGACCCAAAUAUUGCAGUUAUCCAGUCGAGGUUUCUAUGUCUAUGGAAGAAACUUGUUUAAAUUAAAUGGUAGGUUUGAUGUUUCCAAAAGUAUAUUUGUAUAAAUAUGUUGAUGUAUAUAUCAAUAUCUACACGUAUAAGCUUGUUCAUAUAUAUAUAUAUAUAUAUAUAUAUAUAUAUAUAUAUAUAUAUAUAUUUACAACGAGACAUUCAUUUGAUAAUAUCAAAACUAUUAUUCUAUUUAGUCAAACUUCUUCGAUAGACAUAGAGGGUACGUACAUUUAUGGAAUCGACUGUAAGUGCGAGCAGAAAUGAAACUGUACUCGCAUUUGUGUACGUAUGCGUCGAUUAGGUUGCUCGCGGGGUGUUGAAAGAGACUGUUUUUAUCGGGGAUGGUCAGGUGGCUCGACGGUUUCGAGGAGCAAAACGGUUUCCAAUUACUCGUUUCGCGGGAUUCUUAAUAUGAAAGGAUGAAAGAUGCAUCUGGCAUUGAUUUCGUCUCCUUUUUGCGUAGAAGGAUAGCGCACCCAAUUAACUUACGGUUGCCUGCAGCAUCUCGCGAUAGUUCGCGUCGAUGGAAAUUAAUAAACAGCUCGUUGAUUUCUUCGAUUGGUUUACCGCGAUGGAGAAAUUUGAUGUAAGGGUUAAUUAUGUAAACAUCGCUCGGAGAUAAAUAUCGUAACAGAAUCCUGUCUGCAGACGAUGGAAUUUAUCUUCCAUCGAAGGAAUGGCGUCGAACUGGAAUUAAUUUCUGUCGUUUUGCAAGUGCAACUGCAUUUGAGACUGAUUUUAUGCAUUUCUGGACUCGAAUCAAGUCUCUUCCUAGUUAAGAUCAGUUUCCCUGGCCGACCGGCUCCCGAUCGGAUGCCACGUUGAAUUUCCAAACUGCUAAUCGCCAGAGCGAGACGAGGUCGAAAGGAAACUUCGACUUCGAGUUGCUUUACACCCGGCGUGAAGAAUAUCGAGCGGGUUUCUCUUCUGGUUUCUUAAGCGACGACACUCGCGAAAUUCUCUGAUCUUCUCAGGAGAUUUCACAGUCGUGAGAAGAAUCUUCUCUUGGGACCGGGUUUUCAUUAAGUAGCAAUUCAUUAGGUGAAUCGGAGCUUGCUUUUACAGGAGGAUAAGUGUUGGAAUCGACGCUCCAGGGACUCUCUUAUGACGGAGGUUGGAUACUCGAGCGUAGAGAUCGAGAAGCUUGCGAAAUUCUUAAUCGAGGAGUUAUUUUCUUUUUUUUAAGGAACCACUCCCAUUGCCACGAGUCAGCGCGACCCGUCGCGGUAACGUAAUUUAACGUGUAAAUAUUCAUGCAUCCUGAAGGCAAACUUCAUUUCCUGGGCGCAGUUGUCGCUUGUCACGCGUCGAAAACAACGCGACGAGUUUCACGCACGGUCGGGAUUUAGUAGACGAGUUCGCUGGAAGACAGGGAUUAGGAAUGAAAUUUCGGGUCUCGGUGUGACGACUGACGACAGUGGCUGUCGACAACCGGAAACGGGGGAAAACCAAAAAAAAGAAAAAACUGUAAGUACUAUUUUAACGUAUUUCGUCGGCACGCAACGAAAUUGCAAAGUUCGACGAAGAGACACAUGCUGGAAAAGGCGCGUACCUCGACGAGCGACGAGCUUCGAGGACGUUUUAGUUAGAGCCAGAUUUCGGGGUGCUGUUUGGCCGCCAGUUGGUGCUUUUCACUUCCUUCGUUUGGUCGUUUCUUUUAUCGUAACAAUUUCACUGAAAAUGAAUUAUUUAUCGGCUGUCAAUGGACGAUAUAUAAAGUACUAGAACUAGUAAUUUGAUUGAUUCGUGCAAAGAAAUCGAUGAGCUUUAGCGUUAAAAGAAAAAAAGAAGCAGAACAGUGGCAGCGAAUCAGCGCUCGGAAUCCUCGAGUACGCGUUGACUUUGUAAAUACGUUGUCAACCAUAAACGUAGGAUGAGGGCAAACAGUGCUACCUAGGUGUAAUUAGAGAACAACAAAGCUGUAUUAUCUGUAACGCAAUACUUAUUAACAAUGAGAUUGUUAACGAGAGAAGAGAGCCGGGCUGCGAAACGAAGACAUUCAUGAACCGAGUCGCAAUUGUUGCCAGAUUACCCCCUCGGCUAUGAGAUCGCUUUUAUAGUCACUUGGGUGAACGUUUGCCAAAGAAGGUUCUCAAUUUUCAUGCGUGGGCGGAGCAACCUAACGCCGAAGUAACUUUUAAUAGACUAAACUUUGCGGACAAAACUUUCAGACAAUUUUUUAUCCUGUAUUUUAUUAUUCUACUUUCAGCUUAGCCCCAAUCAUCCCUAAUCUUGAUGUACACGUCGGUAAAACUGUACGACACUCUCUUCCUACGAUCUCCUAGCAGCUACACUCAUUCCUUAUUCUAUUAAUCCCAUAGCAAUUUCCUCGGGAACAUCAUUUCUAUAUCUAAUCGAGCCCAGAAAGAUUGUCCACCUGAGCUCCAGCGUUAGGUGCCUCAUCCUAGGCGCGAGAUAAGAAGAUAAGACAGCGAUUCGCUGCCGUGGAACAUUUAACCCUUUGUACUCGCGAGGUGACUCUCGAUCACCGGUAGGUUUGACGGAAAAUCGAACAACAGUAAUGUUUGAUUUGGGUUUAAUUUCUUUGGAACUCGAAGUGUCGAUAAAAUGAUUCUCGGCGAGGUAAAGGUGACCUGAUUAAGCUUAACAAUCGUGGUAAUAGAAUACUAAAACGCCUCAUACACGAUACGAUCUGUCGUAUGACUUGUUGUGCGACUUGUCGGCAGAAGCGUAUCGGUGAGACAAUAGUACUUACAUAGUCUCAUUGAUAUCUCGGUUAAGGCAAUGCAACUCUCAUUCAAACGGUCGAAAGAACUCGUCGAAGCGAUGUGUCGUACGACAAGUUAUACGACAAGUUGUACGAUAGAUCUUAUCUUGUAUGGGACGUUUACGACGGCGUCGUACGAAAAAAACACGCCACAGACAAUGCGACUCUCCUUCAAACGGUCGAAGGGACUCGUCAAAGCCAUUUGUCGUACUACUUGUCGUACGACAGAUCGUAUGGUGUAUGGGUGCUUUAAGAAACCAUUUCGAGUCGCUGGUAGAUACCAGAAAGAAAGUCCCCGAGUACAAAGGGUUAACCGUGUGAUCGGGAGGUGGUAGAAACACUUGGACGUGGUGUUGGUCGAACCUGCGACAUUUUGUUCACAGUGAACGACAAAGCUUUCCCUUCGUCGUCCACGCUUCGGCUCAGCCCGCGCGUCUCAUCUCAGGCGGUAGAGACUCGACUUUUUCUAGAGGACUUGCGAACGCUUUACUUUCAUUCGUACGGCCUAUUGUACGCGUCUAGACUGUAUAAAUGUAACAUAGCAAUAAUUAUUCGAGGACUGUACAUACAUUGACGACGAACAACAGUAUGCGAGCGAGAGUGUGUAUGUGGACGUGUGCGACCGUCGUUUUUGUAAGUGACCGAUAUCGAUCGUGUAGCGUGCGUGUUCCGUGUUGCUUAAAAGUGUACACAAGACCCCCUCCACCUCAAGUGACGUAAUUAUUGUCAUUUAGCCCAGCAGAUUUCACGUAGAAUUCCCAGAUGUAGAAAUUGUUUGGAUGGAAACAGCUGGACUGUUCGAAAGUCAGUGACUGCUAGUUCGAGCGAGAAUUAACCCUGCUCGAGAACUUUUUUAAUUAAUUAACCACGCAUAGCAACGUUUACGGAUAUAGACAAAUGAACGAGGCCUGAUACACAGUUUUGCAUUUUACUCCGACAGCGUGACAUUGCGAGAACGGAAUUAGGAAAUUAUCAUUAAGUGAGAAUAUUGUAAAUAAAUAUCGAAGAAAUA